Helobdella robusta is the source of this 2288-nucleotide messenger RNA. RefSeq lists its product as hypothetical. Bases 1 to 1926 code for a protein of 641 amino acids. The record is from RefSeq and is a predicted model, not a curated record. Lineage: Eukaryota; Metazoa; Annelida; Clitellata; Rhynchobdellida; Glossiphoniidae. The transcript has 7 exons.
AUGAUGAUUAAAUCUGAUAGAUUGACUGAUGUCAAUAAAAUCAUAGAAUCGGAUCUCAGGAAUAUCAGAAGUUUAUUGUUUGGAGAAGACAAAGAAUUUGCCAAACAAGAAGAGAAAAAAUUAAAAAGGAAACUAAGCAAAAAUCAAAAACAAGAAAGACCUAAUAAAAAGAGAAACAUAGCCAAUUAUGAAGAUGAUGAUGAUGAUAAUUCAACAUCAACAGAUAACAUAAGCGAUAAGUCUGAUGAGGAAGUAGGGUGUCAGCAAAUACCAUCAGAAUCAAAUUGUAGGAAUCUAGAUCGUACAAAAACAACUUAUUGGAAAACCAUGCACAUAGUUGCUUUAGCAUUAAAGGCAGUUGGAAUCAACGUUGAUGAACUCACUUUGUCAACAAGCUCUCUUUACGGAUCUAGAAAAGCUAUACGACAAUCUAUCGGAAACAAAAACACAUUUUUGCCAAACACAUCUCUUGUGGUUCACUUUGAUGGAAAACUUUUACCUAAUUUUGAUGGUGUAAACAUAGAUUGCCUGCCAAUUGUGGUAUCAGGGAAAAAUGUAAAAAAACUGAUAGCUAUACCAAAGGUUGGCGGUACUGGCAUAAACAUAGGAACCACAAUAGUUCAGUUACUUCAGAAUUGGGAAGGCGUGUCAAAUUGGUUGGCUGGUUUGUGUUUUGACACAAGUUCUAAUACUGGCAUUCAUACUGGUGCUAUAACAAUAAUUCAGAAAUCCUUUAAUAAACAUUUCUUGUUUUUAGCAUGCAGGCAUCAUAUUUUUAAAAUUAUUGGAACAGCUUUAUUUGAUUUAUUUUUCACUUUGUCUGGCCCUCAAAUUGCUAUUUUUAAUAGAUUUAAAGAUCAAUGGCCAUCAAUUAAUCAGUUAAAAUAUGCAUCGAUUGAAAAGGUAACAACUGAUUGUUCUUUGACUAAUGAUGAAAAUUUGUGGCUAAAGCAAAAUCGUGUAGCUAUGAUUGAUUUUCUUCAAGACCAACUGCAAAAUACUCAACCUCGACAUGGCUACUUGCAAUUGAUUAGGCUUUCUCUCAUAACUCUUGGAGUUUCAGAUCCUACUGCUGUACAAGUCACUCCUCCAGGAGCUUAUCACAGGGCUCGCUGGAUGGCCAAAGGAAUUUAUUGUUUGAAGAUUUUUUGCUUUCGUGAUCAACUGAAGUUAACUGCACGUGAGCUACAAGCAUUAAAGAGACUUUGUCUCUUUACUGUAACUGUAUAUGUAAAGGCAUGGUUUUGUGCAGCAGACAGCUGUAGUGCUCCUUACAAUGAUUUAUGUCUUCUUCAAACUCAGGAAUUAUUUGAAAAAGUUGAUUGCAAAGUUGGAAAAGAAGCAAUGGAAAAAAUUAAAAGGAAUCUUUGGUAUCUAAGCGAAGAUCUUGUUGGAAUGACAUUUGUUUCUAAUUUGGUUAAUGUCGAUGAGAAAAGGCUUAUGGUUAAAGCAUUACAUAAACCAGCUAAAAAAAUGAUAUUUGGCGACUCAGUAACUGAAGUGCCAAAAGCCAUUGCGAGCAACAACUUUCCACUCUGUGACUUAAUUUUCGUUGACGGAGGACAUACGUAUUCUGUGGCAAGAGAAGAUAUAUUGAACUUCGCUCGCCAUUCCAGUCCCGACGCCAUCAUCAUAUUUGACGACUACCCGACGGACUGGGGCCAACCAUUCGGUGAGGCGUGGGAAGAAAUGCUGAUAUGUGAAAAUGAAUCUGGCAAGGCCGCUAGCAGUGGCGUAGCGAAGAAAUUUGUUGUCUUGGGGCUAAAAGCUUUUCAAAAGUUCGAUGAUAUUCCAAAAACAUCAAAAAACUCCAACGGCAGAGUGACAGGCGAAAAAAAGAAAUACGUGAAAAUUGUGGAGCUAUUGAGGUGUGCACACAAGGACUUGCACAGGGGAUUUGUGAUUGGCAGAAUGGUUUUGCACUGAUCGACUGAAUUGUUUUAACUCGGUGGUUGCCAAACGAAAUUUAUUAUCAAUCGAUGUUUUCAUGAAUAUUUCCGUUUUUAUAUUAUUAAUAUUUAUUGCAAAUUAAUUUUUUAUAUCUGCGAGUUUAAGUUAAUUUAUAACUUAUAAAAAAACCAAUCUUGCCGAUUUGCCAUCCAAAUAUCAAUUAGUUUAUUUUAUUUUUUAAUUUUAUUUUAAAUAUUUUAAUCAGUUAGCUAGAAUUUGCCAGGAUUUGCGGUCGUAUGUAUUUCAACCAAUUUGUUGUGUUCUAAGUUGAUGUUGAUUCUAAGAGUAUUUUUAUUGUUUUAUUCACUACAUUAUUGAAUAAAAUAUUGAUAACUAAA